GGGAAGCGGUGCAUUCUUGCAAGCAGUAUAUUCUUGCAAGCAAUGUUGCCAAGAUCAAGAGAAGGUCUCAGAGGAAACAACCUAACUUAGAGGAAGAUCAGAGGUCUGGAAUCUCCCAGAAACCCUAGCCCACCUGGGAGGAGGGGGUCUUUUCUGAGCACCGUCCAGCCCAGGCUGCCUCCCAGGGGAAGUCCUGGGCUACACUAUGGCCUUUAUAAACUGUCACAUGAUCCUCUCGGUAGUCAUUGUCGUGACUAUCAAAGUUACCGGUACAACCUUUUUUCUCCUUUAUCUGCCACAGAUUUUCCCUCCUGUCCUUGAAAGGAGCCUCAAUUCCACCAGCACGGAGAAAAGCAUAACAGCACCAUCGAUAUCUCCCACUACCUUUGAAGGGACCUUCAACUCUACCAUUAAAAACAACAUUACUGUCUGCCCCAUUCGGUGGGAAUAUGAAAAGGGCAAAUGCUAUUUCUUCUCUACCAAUGAAGAAAACUGGAAUAAAAGUCAGAGUUCGUGCCUUAAGGAAGGGGCUACAUUGGCAAUUAUCAAUAACUCAGGGGAGCAGAAUUUUCUCCAGAACAGAGCUGGCGUAGAGCCAUAUUUCAUUGGCCUUCGGUAUAACUUUUCACAAAGAAAGUGGAGGUGGAUUGAUGGUUCAGAAGACUUUGUGGUCACCAUGUCAAUUGACCCACCAGGUUUUGGCUGUGGAACUAUUGGGGUCAGUAUCAAUGUGGAGGAUUCAUCUUGUGACAUUUCUCAUCGAUGGAUAUGUGAGAAGAUUGCCCCAUAAUCCUCUUUAUUUUGGCCCAACUCCCUAAAAUUAUGAGAGAGGGAUUUACCUCCCUAACGUACACCAAGGUCAUGGGAGAGCCAAGAUCAUGGGAGAGCCCUCACUGGGGAAGUGAUUCUCCAAACUUCUCUUCAUUCAGUGGCACACUGAGAAAUUUCUAGGCCAUCUAGGAGGGAACGCUUCACCUUCUCUGGACACAGAAAAGAUGGUUUUGUUUGGAAGGAGAAAUGCCCGAUACUUAGAAAAAGAGACUUGAAGGUAGGGAUUCAUGAGGAAAAAUUCAAUAGGUACUCUCCAUCUCUCUGUACACGUGAUCAUCUAUAGCUAAUGUACUUUAUUUAGUUUUAUUUUCCUUUUUCUUAAUUGCCUGAUAAAAAAUAUUUCCAUACCAA
Monodelphis domestica (gray short-tailed opossum) is the source of this 1182-nucleotide messenger RNA. It is a transcript of the gene CLEC5A, whose product is annotated as C-type lectin domain containing 5A. The record is from RefSeq and is a predicted model, not a curated record. NCBI's taxonomy places the organism in Eukaryota, Metazoa, Chordata, Mammalia, Didelphimorphia, Didelphidae. Gene Ontology annotation, biological process: innate immune response. Gene Ontology annotation, molecular function: virus receptor activity.